Molecule: messenger RNA, 1784 nt
Organism: Spea bombifrons (plains spadefoot toad)
Lineage: Eukaryota; Metazoa; Chordata; Amphibia; Anura; Pelobatidae
Gene: CASP6
Product: caspase 6
Exons: 8
Coding region: 171-1058 (295 amino acids)
Biological process (GO): apoptotic process; proteolysis
Cellular component (GO): cytoplasm
Source: RefSeq, a predicted model, not a curated record
GGAUCCCUUGGAAAGGAAAGAGGGAGGGGGACGUUCCUUGGGCGGUAGCUACUGUAUCAGGAAGUAACGAAGGAGAAAACAAAAGCCACCCGAAAGUCACGGACUAGCACUUUAUCUACACGAGUAGCCGGUGACUCUAAACCAGCGACAAGUAGCCGGACACCUGCAGCAUGGCGAGCUCCCCAGUAGCAGGUCAGCAGGAAAAGGACAGCAGACCGAUUCCAGAGAAUAAAGAUGAAAAUGCAGACGUCACUGAUGCUUGGAUCUCUAGAACAGUUCCAUUGGAUCCAGCUGCAGAAUAUAAAAUGAACCACAAAAGACGUGGUUUAGCCUUGAUCUUUAACCAUGAAUGGUUCUUUUGGAAAUUAACUAUGCCAGAGAGACGGGGCACAAACGCUGACAGAGAUAAUCUACAGAGAAGACUACUUGACCUUGGGUUUGAGGUUAGGAUCCAUAAUGACCUCAAAGAAGACGAAGUGAUUAAGAAAAUCAGUGAGGCGUCCGAGGCAGACCACAGUGAUGCUGACUGCUUUCUCUGUGUCUUCCUGAGCCACGGAGAAGAUAAUCAUGUUUAUGCAUUUGAUGCUAAGGUUGAAAUCCAGAAGCUAACCUGUCUGUUCAAAGGAGACAAAUGCCAGAGCUUAGUGGGGAAACCAAAGAUUUUCAUUAUCCAGGCAUGUCGAGGAAACCAGCAUGAUGAACCGGUCACAUUUAUGGACGCCCCUGAUGCCGCCACUGAGGUUAAUACAGUGGAAGUGGAUGCCGCCUCCGUGUACACUCUGCCGGCAGGCGCUGACUUCAUCAUGUGUUAUUCUGUAGCAGAAGGUUACUAUUCACAUCGUGAAACCAUAUAUGGCUCUUGGUACAUACAGGAUCUCUGUGAAAUACUUCGAACAUAUGGGAGGACGCUGGAGUUCACAGAGCUUCUUACCCUGGUGAACAGAAAGGUGUCAAUGCGCUCAGUCGAAAAUUGUGCUGAUCGCAACGCAAUUGGGAAAAAACAAGUCCCAUGCUUUGCCUCUAUGUUAACAAAAAAGCUUUAUUUCAAAUCAUCGUAAAAUUGAUCUUUCCUAUGCCAUUGGGGCUACAUUGAUUCCUCCUUUAAAGGGACUAAAUACUACUUUAGUUAGUGCACGUACAUCAUAUCAUUUUUGCAAACAGAAUAGCCAAAAAAGGGUUUUGAAUAGGUUUACACUGUCUCUGAAAUGACAUCACCUUGAGGCACCAUAUGCAAAUUAUUUACUGCAAUGGAGAAUACCUAAUCUGCAUAUUGUGCCACAUGGUGAUGUUACAAAUGAGGUCAGAGCCAGAAAACGUACACAUUUCUCUCGGUUUAUUAAGUUCUACAACAAUCUAUACAGCAGCAUACAUGUGCUAUGUUCAAAAUGUAAACCCUCUUUAGGUGAAGGUGUCCCUAGCAAUAAGCUCAGUUUUAGUGUUUUUACAUAAUUAACCUUAUAUUUGCAUUGGGAUUAAAAGGGAACCUACUGUGAAAAUGUUGGGGUUUUUUUCUCCAUAAGUCAGUCUUCCUUUCUUCAAGUAUCCAGAACAGUACUGUAAAUGUCAAGUAUAACGCUACGGGCCCCGCACAAAAAGAGCCAUUUUGUGUAUGUGAGAGCUUUACCCUGUCUAACUUGUGAGAGCACAAUGGCCUUCUUAAAUUAGUUUACAUGCCUUUUAAGACACAGAGACCAUCAUAAGAAGAGUCAAUUAAUUACUAAUCACUACCUACAAGUGAGUUUCUGUUAUAGACUGGGACCAUAAAAUAUAUCAGGUAUAUAGAA